Messenger RNA from Besnoitia besnoiti, 3828 nucleotides. RefSeq lists its product as uncharacterized. Gene Ontology annotation, biological process: glycolipid translocation; dolichol-linked oligosaccharide biosynthetic process. The transcript is spliced from 3 exons. The record is from RefSeq and is a predicted model, not a curated record. Gene Ontology annotation, cellular component: endoplasmic reticulum membrane. NCBI's taxonomy places the organism in Eukaryota, Apicomplexa, Conoidasida, Eucoccidiorida, Sarcocystidae. The coding region runs from base 1 to 3828 and encodes 1275 amino acids.
AUGAAAUUGCCGACGGCGCCGCCUCCCGCCGCGGCGGCCUCGGACGCAGGCGGCGGCUCAGGGUCGUCGCUCGCGCCGUUCCUGCUGCAGCUGCUUUCGAAGCUUUUUUCUGUGUUUUCUUCCGUCGUUCUUUCUCGCGUCUUUGGCCUGCCGGCAAACAUUCUGGCGGCCGCGGUCUUUCACCUCCCGACGCUGCAGACGACGGCGCUGUUCCUCUUGCGAGAGGGGCUGCGCCGCACGGCGACGCGGCCCAUUGGAGGGGUCGGCGAAUCCGUCCGUGAGGACGCGCUGUGCGGGGGCGAGGAGGCAUCUGACGCGCUCUCCAGUGACGAAAAGGAGGGAGCGCCGGAUGCGCGGCGCGGCGACGGGCGUGGGCUUAGGCGUGGGCGUGCGCGCGGCUCGGGCGCCAGGCGGGCUUCAUCAUCGGGCGACCGCUCUCGGGGGUCGUUCACGCGUUCGCGCCUCUUCCACGGCUCCGCUCAACGCAGUCGACGAUGCAGCAGCAUGAACCUUGCAUUCCUCGGCGUCCUCUCGUCUGCGCUCUUCUCGGCGAUCCUGGCCAUCGUCUGGCUCGCGGCCCUGCCGGAUCUGAGGAGCGCUUCUUCAGCUGACGCGUCCGCCUCUGGAGCGCCGCCGCGAGCAGGAAGGCAGUUGGGGUUUGGUUCUUUCCGCGCGCGGGGCGUUCUGGAGCCGACGCCCCAAGAGAGAAAUCACGAGCUCGAGGUCACUGAGGACGCUGCGACGGUGUGGUCCUACCGCCUCGCCGUCGGACUCUUCUGCCUCGCGACGCUGCUAGAAGCUGCCGCCGAGCCCUUCCUCACGGCGGUCGUCCUGCGGGCCUCUGAGGCGGGCGCGGGGGGUUCGCGAGGAGCGGCGGAAGCAGCCGUCUACCCCGAAGCGACUGGAGAGCGUUCGGACAGGAACCGCGCCUACAGCGAUGGAGGCGGGACCGCGCGCGGCGGGCAGCCGUCUGAGAGCGUGGUGCCGCGCGGGCAACGUCGCGGAGAGGGACAGAAGAGAGACGGAUUGUCACCAGAGUCGAGAAAGAACGACUCCGAGCCUGCAUGCAGAGGAAACGCAGCCGCCACGCGGGAUGCAGACGAAGCGUGCCGAUUACGAGCUCUCGCAGAAGCGGCCGCAACCGUCAGCAAGAUGGCCACGAUCCUCGCCCUCCUGGGGUUUCUACGGGUCAUUCGCCCCCGCCUCGUGACGCUUCAUACGAUGCAAGCGCCAGUCUGCCACGACGCAGCCGGCGUCUGCGGCGCGUCGUACGCGUCGCGCGAGCCUGCGAGCUGGGACCCAUUGGGCGGGUCUGCCCCGCCCCCCCAGUCUCUGUUCUCUGCAGCAGCUAGCCUGCUUCCUGCUCACUGGCGGCUGACUCUGGCUCUAGCGUGUAGCCACCCGCUGGCGGCCUUCGGCGGCGGUCAGGUUGUUUACUCUCUCGUCUGGCUGUUCGUCCUCGCUCGUGCGGCGCUGCAGGGCGGGGCCAGCAUGUGCGAGGGGGGCGAAGAGGAAAAAGGCGAAGCCAGAGGAAAGCGGAAAGAAGGGAAACUCCGCUUCACAUUGUUCGUGUUUAGGCGCUACCUGCAAGCCCUGCAAAACGUCUGCUGCGGGAGAUGCAGCUGCUCCUACACGCGCUGCAGACCGCACGAACGCACACGCUCUGCGAACUCUUCUGAGGCCGCGUUCCAGCCUCCUCGCGCGUCCCCUCCCCCGCCGGCCUUCUCUCGGGGCAGGGCGCCCUCCCUUGCGCCUGAAGCCGCGGAGGUCGGUGCGCGACGAGCAUCAGACUCUGCUUGGUCGCUGCGCCGCCUGCGGCGCGUCGUCGUCUGUCUUCGCGAGGUGGUUACGAGAGCGCACAUGCGUCUGUCCAGCGCGAAGGAGCACCUCGUCAUCGCUGAGCACCGGCGGCUCCUUCGCGUCAACUUCGGGCUCAUGCUGCAGAAGUUCUUGGGGACCGAAGGGGAAAAGCUUCUGCUCUUGGCUCUUCUCAGCCCAGAUGCCGCAGGCGAGUACGCCUUCGUGAGCGCCGCGGCCUCCAUCUUUUGUCGUCUUUUCUUCGCCCCCAUCGAGGAGGCUGCCUUCACCGCCUUCUGUGCUCAGCCUGUGAAGGCGACGGCACUCGCCUCCGUGGGCCCUGCAGGGGGGACGGAGACAAUGGAGCCUAGCGGGCCCAAGGCCCCGGGCCCGCGAGGGAACACGCGGCAGGAGGGAGGCCGUGGGUCGGGAACGGAGGCAAAAGAAAAUGGGGAAAUCCGCCUGAUUUCCAGGAGAAGCGCCAUUCUGCCUGUCGGAGGAAACAUGCAACACCAUCUGACAUCACGAAAAGAGGUCGAUGAUUGCUCUCUCCACCAGGCAGGAAACCUGGCGAAUUCAGGCUUGCAGCCACCCAGUGGCCUGCGCUGCCGCAGCCACGUCCAUAGUGCUGACAGGCACAAGGAGACUUGCGAAGCGGUGUAUGGUUCGUUCUGUGGCGAUGAGUCCCCCAGAGGCGGAGCUGGCCCCGCGGACGAGGGACAGGAGGAGGUCGCUUCGCCCGCAGGGGAUCGUCCCCUCCCCGACAGCAGCCUAGAAGCCGCAUACGCGUCUGACGGGGCUUUUGGGCCUUCCCUGCCGCUUCUGCGCCGCGUGCUCGCCCUGGAAGGCACCCUGGGACUUGUCGCCGCGGCCAACGGGCCUCUCUUCGCUCGGGCCGCGCUGCGGUUCGUGUACGGCCCGCGGUGGGGUAACUGUCCCGGCGCCGUCGCCGCCCUCCAAGUGUACAGCGUUUACCUCUUUCUCUUGGCUGUUUACGGCCUUCUAGAUGCCUACACCAUGGCCACGGCGUCGCCCGAGAUGCUGCGGCUUCUCCGUCGCUUGAACGGCGUGGCGACGGCGUUUCACCUCGUCGUCUCGCUGCCUUCGUGCGUCUCUCUCUAUCCCGAGCGGCAGGCCGCUGCGGUCGUGGGGAUGCAGUGUCUCUUCGCCGUGGCGAAGAUUGGUUUUUCUCUCUUACCGUUCGCCUACCGCCUCGCGAGUCUGUGGCUGAAGCCUGCGCGGAGUCUAGAGUCGCUGCGCGUAGUGAGUCACGCGUCGCCCCGCUCGAAGGUAGCGCGCGGAAGCGCCGCCUUCGACACUCAAGACAAGUCGCUGCGCUGUGCAGAGCCGCACAGCGUACGGUCAGGGCUCUUUUCGGAAACUUUUGAGACAGAACGCGACCCUCCUUCGCGGUGGCGUUCCCUCGCCGAAGCCUCGCCGAAAGGGGCACGGGGGGGGGCGAGCGCUGCUGCGUCGCCCUCCGAGUUGUGGACGCCACAGAGAGACUCGGGAGGCAGUGAGAAAGCGCGUUUCGCGAAUGAACCCUUAGAUCUGGGCAGCCUGCUUUCGUGUGUCCCCUCGGCCGCACUGCUCCUGCUACCCCCUUCUCUCGUCUCGCUGGUGCUGCCGAUCGUGUGCUGGGCGCUCUUCGCGGCCGCCGUCCUCGCGGCGGCGCGGCGGGCGCCGCAGAUGAGCUGCUCACGCAGCGAGCCUUUUGCGAAGGAGUUCUUCGCAGCGCCCGACAUGUCACCCAGCGUGCAGGACGCAAGUGGCGCUGCCGAAGAGUGUCAAUCCCACGAAGAAGGCGGUGCAGAGACUAGCGAGCGGAUGUCUUGCAGCCGCCGCAGCAGCAGAAACCGCAUAAAACGCACGCGAGACGGUUCGGAUGCCGCGGGAGGGAGGGUCUCGCAUCCCCCCAGACCGUGCGCCUGCCUGGCACAGAGAUCUGCGUGGAGGAAUGGCAGCUCGAGGUUCUGGUGGGCGCGGCCGUCGUUGCGGGCCUCGUCCUGUCUCUGGCACGGCCGUUUUUGA